This is a messenger RNA of Octopus sinensis (East Asian common octopus), 2151 nucleotides long. Its product is annotated as alpha-1,2-mannosyltransferase ALG9. Gene Ontology annotation, molecular function: alpha-1,2-mannosyltransferase activity. Bases 68 to 1858 code for a protein of 596 amino acids. The record is from RefSeq and is a predicted model, not a curated record. The transcript is spliced from 17 exons. NCBI's taxonomy places the organism in Eukaryota, Metazoa, Mollusca, Cephalopoda, Octopoda, Octopodidae. Gene Ontology annotation, biological process: protein N-linked glycosylation. Gene Ontology annotation, cellular component: endoplasmic reticulum membrane.
UGGACAGUAAUAUUCAGUGCGGACCAUUGAUUCAGCUAGGUUAGGGUGUUCGUUCACAAAAAGCUUUAUGGGUGCCACAAAUAGACGAAGAGGCGGCGACCAACGGAAACGUGUUGUCGAGGCUACACCUAACGUACGACAAAAUAACAUCAAAAAUAAUGAUGUGGUCAGUAUUCCACAAGAUGAGCCCUGGACUCCAGGAAGCUAUGCUGCUUUCAAAAUACUGAUGUCUGCACGCUUAUGUGCUGCCCUGUGGACUGGAAUUUCUGAUUGUGAUGAGACAUACAAUUACUGGGAACCUACUCACUACUUAUUGUUUAACAAAGGUUUCCAAACAUGGGAAUACUCUCCAUCUUAUGCCAUUCGUUCCUAUGCUUAUUUGACGCUACAUGCUUUUCCAAUGAAAAUCUAUGCUUUUAUCAAUGUAAAUAAGAUAUUUUUAUUUUAUUUCCUGAGAUGUAUCCUUGCCAUUGCAUGCUCUGUAACAGAGCUAUAUUUUUAUAAUGGAGUAUGUAAGCUGUUUGGUGCCAAAAUUGGACGUUUGAUGCUAUGGUUUAUGUUGUUUAGCACAGGGAUGUUCAUAUCCUGUUCAUCUUAUCUUCCCAGCAGUUUCUCUAUGUAUCUUACUAUGGUUGCUAUGGGAGCCUGGUAUCAGAAGUCUUACCAUUUUGCUAUUUUGUCUGUUGCUGCUAGUGCCUUCAUUGGCUGGCCCUUUUCAGCAGUCCUUGGGAUACCCAUUGCUUGUGAUGUUCUCAUGAAAAAGAAAAUAAGUUAUUUUAUCUACUGGUGUUUUGUUGCUCUGCUUCUUUUUUUGCUCCCUGUGGUUGUUAUUGACAGUUAUUAUUAUGACAAAUUGGUUAUUGCUCCAUUGAAUAUCCUCCUUUAUAAUAUUUUCACUGAACACGGACCAGAUAUUUAUGGAACAGAACCAUUUACUUUCUAUUUUCUCAACGGCUUCCUAAACUUUAAUAUCGCAUUUUUGUUGGCCCUCAUAUGUCUUCCAAUAGCAGUUGUGGCAAAAUUUAUAUGCAAACAGUCAAAGAAUUCAGAUAUUCCUUUGUGGUUGUCAAUGGGUCCCAUGUUUAUUUGGAUCAUCAUAUUCUUUACAAGACCUCAUAAGGAAGAACGUUUUCUUUUUCCGAUCUACCCAUUUUUUGCCCUUGGUGCUGCCAUUUCAAUCACCUACAUGGAGGAUAUAUUUUGUUCAUUGUUCUCGUCCAAGAAGUUUUCAUCCUCUGACAGUUACCAUUUUCUCUCAGUAAUUUGUGCUGCAAUUUUCACUGUUCUUUCCGUUUCCAGAACUCUGCAGCUUUAUCAAGGUUAUCAUGCUCCAAUGGAUAUAUAUCUGGAACUGAAUCAGAUUGCCAGCAAACCAGAAAUCCAUACUAUGUCCACAGAUAAACAAGUCAAUGUCUGUAUGGGUAAAGAAUGGUAUCGUUUUCCAAGCAGUUUUUUUCUUCCCCAUAACAAUUGGCAUUUACGCUUCAUAAAGUCAGAAUUCAAAGGUCAGUUACCCAAACCCUAUUAUCAAGGACCCGAUUCAACUUCGACAAUCCCUUCACACAUGAAUGACAUGAACAUGGAAGAACCAACCCGCUACAUUAACGUAAGUAAGUGCCAUUAUUUGAUAGACCUGGAUGUGCCUACAGAAACCAAACUGGAACCAAGAUAUUCCAAAAAAACUCAGGAGUGGAAAAUUUUAGUGUCAUCAAAAUUUCUAUAUCCACAACAAUCCCACCGAAUAUUCCGAGCAUUCUACAUUCCGUUUAUUUCCAGUGAUUACUGUACAUAUCACAACUAUAACUUGCUGAAAGCCAUACGUCCAACACGACCCAGUAGCAAUCGAGAACAUUUAUAGUCGGCCUCUUCAGAUGGUCUGCUCCCUCUCUCCCCCUCUCUCUCUCACUCUAUCUCUUCACUGAUGCCCCUUUCUAGCCAGAGAACCAUUAAUUUUUCCAAACAAUUGUUAGUAAAUUACAAACCAAACUCUACAUCAUGUCUUACAGUAAUUAACUUUCUCUGUUCUAUAUUUGAGAGAUGAGGAAUUAUGUACAUUAUUUACAUUUGAAGGAUAUUUGUCCUCAUCUUGUUUGUUGUUAACACAACGUUUCAGCUGAUAUACCCUGCAGCCUUCAUCAGGUGUCUUGGGGA